This is a messenger RNA of Macrobrachium nipponense, 5438 nucleotides long. Its product is annotated as MAP/microtubule affinity-regulating kinase 3-like. The record is from RefSeq and is a predicted model, not a curated record. Bases 641 to 3391 code for a protein of 916 amino acids. The transcript is spliced from 21 exons. Gene Ontology annotation, cellular component: cytoplasm. NCBI's taxonomy places the organism in Eukaryota, Metazoa, Arthropoda, Malacostraca, Decapoda, Palaemonidae. Gene Ontology annotation, molecular function: protein serine/threonine kinase activity; ATP binding; tau-protein kinase activity. Gene Ontology annotation, biological process: intracellular signal transduction; microtubule cytoskeleton organization; protein phosphorylation.
UCAGUUCCUGGGAGUGCUGGCGAACUUUGAUAUUCCUUUUUGACUGUGAUAUUUUAGUGUUUAAGUGUGUGGAGCUUCUAUCAAAAGGGAUCAUCUAUUUUUAAGCAAAGUCCACACGAAUGCGAGGGAAAGAUAUCAAGUUUUGGUGACUGUGUUUCACUGCCUGGUUUUACAUUGCAAUUGUGAUAGCUAAUCGCAUCCCAGAACUAGUGAAUGACAUCCACUUGUCAUUGUGAUACAUCGGAGAACACUUGUGCAUCAAGGUUUAUAGUUGGGAGAUAGCAGGAGGCCUUUUUGUUUUGUCUUAGUUAUAAGGUAAAGAUCCACCAGGAAAGAACACAGGAUUGAAGAUCAUCCGAGUAGUGUAAGCAACCGCUGGUCUGCCGUUGCGCGAGGGAGAGAAAGGAGAAAGGGAGAUAGAGAGAAGGAGAACUCCCCUUUUCCUUCCCGUCCAAAUUCGCGACGCGUUGAGAGGAAUAGGAGGAGGAGGAGGAGGAGUUGGGGGAGGAAGGCUUACAGGUAAAGGGGGAGGAGGCGCACCACUUGUCUCUCGGGUCGCAGCUGGUCAUCCGCACCAGCUGUGAUUGCUUAAGUGUUCUUCAGCAGGUGUACGUUGGCGGAUAGGCUACUGUGAGUGCCGAUGCUGGCCGCCACCCGGGGUCCCCCAGGCCCCACGCCCACACAGCCCCCCGCCACUUCUAUGCCAGAGCCACGCCCACACUCCCACAAGGUGCACCUUCAACAGGGUCCUGCUCGCUUCCACAAACCUUGGUACAAUCCCCCAUGGGUGAGUGACAGCAGCAAGACUUCCAGUAAAGCGGCCGAUAAGGGACACAGACCAAGGGGUGAGGAUGGCGUGGGUGGCGUGUCAGGCGGCGGGGGUGGGGGUGGCAGCGGGUCGUCGUCGACGAGGGUCUCUUCGUCGCGUUCACGAACCGAAGAGAUUGGCAAGUACCGCCUUCUCAAGACCAUCGGCAAGGGCAACUUCGCAAAGGUCAAACUCGCCAAACAUGUGCCCACUGGCAAGGAGGUAGCAAUAAAAAUCAUAGAUAAAACUCAACUAAAUCCAGGGUCAUUACAAAAAUUAUUUCGAGAAGUCCGUAUCAUGAAGAUUCUAGAUCAUCCAAAUAUUGUCAAACUCUUCCAAGUCAUAGAAACAGAAAAGACACUGUACCUGGUCAUGGAGUACGCAAGUGGUGGGGAAGUAUUCGAUUACUUGGUCUUCCAUGGUAGGAUGAAGGAAAAAGAAGCAAGGGCUAAGUUCAGACAGAUUGUGUCUGCUGUACAGUACUGCCAUCAAAAGAAGAUAAUUCAUAGGGAUUUAAAGGCAGAAAAUCUAUUAUUAGAUUCAGAAAUGGUUAUUAAGAUAGCAGAUUUUGGUUUCAGUAAUGAAUUUACUCCUGGCAAUAAGUUGGACACAUUUUGUGGUAGUCCGCCUUAUGCAGCUCCCGAACUCUUUCAAGGUAAAAAAUAUGAUGGCCCAGAAGUAGAUGUAUGGUCUCUGGGUGUAAUAUUAUACACUUUGGUCUCGGGUUCUUUACCUUUCGAUGGUUCUAAUUUAAAAGAACUAAGAGAACGGGUCCUAAGAGGGAAGUAUCGGAUACCAUUUUAUAUGUCAACAGACUGUGAAAAUCUGCUCAAAAAGUUCCUGGUACUCAACCCAGCACGUAGAGCGUCAUUAGAGACUAUCAUGAAGGAUAGAUGGAUGAACAUUGGUUAUGAAGAUGAUGAACUCAAGCCCUACAUAGAACCUGCGAUGGACUUCGAUGACCUAAAACGAAUUGAGAUUCUCACAGAGAUGGGUUAUUCCCAUAUAGAAAUAGAGGAAAGCCUAAAGAAUAAUAAAUAUGAUGAUGUAUAUGCGACGUAUCUAUUACUAGGGCGAAGAUCUUCUGAUCUUGAAAGUGAUGGCUCCCGAUCAGGCAGUUCAUUAUCUCUACGGAAUACGUGUCUCACGCCAGGGAGGGGUGAGUCUAGUGGUGCGGCUCAGUCUCCUUCCCAUCGGGGAGUCCACCGCUCGGUCUCGGCCACCAACUCCAAGCCCUCGCGCAGAGCAUCCUCCGGUGGGGAGACCAUUCGUGGUGGAGGUACAACUCCUGUUUCAACUAAUGCACACAACCAUGCGGGUACCAACAACUUCCGCCGGCAAAAUACAGUUGACUCUGCGACCAUCAAGGAGAAUACUGCUCGGCUGGCACAAGGUGGUGCGCCAACCACAGCUUCACGUUCAGGCGCACUCAAGAACCAAAAUAUGGCUCCCUUUGACUCAACAGGGGCACCAAGAGCUGGAGGGGCUGGAGCUGCAACUAGCCCAGGGGUAGGAAAAUCUCGUGUUCAGAAAAGUAACACAAUGACCAACAGAACGAUGAGUAGUAGUUCGCGUCGCUCAACUAUUUCAUGUGAUCCUAACAAAGCAUCGUCAACAGAAAAGACAAAUAUUACAAAUGUUCCAGAUUCUGCAAGUGGUGUGGCUGCAGUACCACUCCUCCCUGGGGCCCCUCCCUCAGUGGUGGGGGCCCCGGUGGACAGCCUGUCCCCUGGCCACCCCUCGUCAGCCACUAACUCACGACCUGCAAAAGGUCAUUUCAAGUCAGCGUCCAUUUCUGCGGGCACGGGUGCUGGUCCAGGCCGAGUGGAUCUCUCGCCCUUAGACCACCCCCUAGAUCCUUUACGGUCAAGAUCUGUCGCCUCCAGACCCAGUGGGGACCACAAGAGAUUGCUUAGCUCAUCGAACAAAACACCUGUGUCACCAAGCUCAAUGAAUCGGACUCAACCCUUCCCCCGAAAUGUACCGAGUCGAUCUACCUUCCACAGUGGACAAAAUAGACGGAAUAACAACACAUACUCAGGAGCGCCUUUGGUGACACAGGAUACUAGUGCUCUCACGUCUACCAGCAGGACCAGUUUCUUCUCAAAAUUGUCAUCUAAAUUUUCUAAACGCCCCCUGGAAACACCUACUAGGCAAGCUCCUAGGUAUGUUGGCAAGGAUGGGGGAAUGGAAGCAGAGUUGGCUGAAUGGGUGGCAGGUUGCCGUAUCACUGAGGAGCAUUCCAAAAGCACAUCUGUGAACAAUGAUGAACAAGUUAAGCCUCGAUCAUUACGCUUCACAUGGAGUAUGAAGACGACGUCGUCUCGAGACCCCAAUGACAUCAUGGCUGAGAUUCGCAAGGUAUUAGAUGCUAACAACUGUGAUUAUGAGCAGCGAGAGAAGUUCUUGCUUUUAUGUGUAUAUGGAGACCCCCACAAUACAGACUCCUUAGUUCAGUGGGAAAUUGAGGUGUGUAAGUUGCCUAGACUUAGUUUAAAUGGUGUAAGAUUCAAGAGAAUAUCAGGGACUUCAAUUGGCUUUAAAAACAUUGCAAGUAAAAUUGCCAAUGAACUCAAGCUGUGACUACAAGGAGAUCUUGAACUAGGUGAUUCUCUAGUAGAAGUACCAUUAGGGCAUAACACAGCUUGAUGUUACAGUCCCUAAUUCAGGUCAAAAUGCAGGGGUGCCUGACCAGUGAUGUGUCUGGGUCACACGAUUUUGUCAAGAUUCAGGGAGUCAAAACAUAUUCCGAAACGUGCCUGACAACCAUCUAAGUUGCUGGUGUUUUAAGAAAGUUGUUGUAAAAAUGAUUUAAUUUUUUUUUUUUUUUUUAUGUAAAUGUUUAAAUUCCUUGGCACCAAGCAAGUUUUCGGAGGUGUUAAUGUGCAUUUUCGUGUUCAUGACCUGGACUUUUAAUUAUUAGGCUCCCUUGUAGCUCACCUGACUCAAUGAUUAAGCUCAUCCCUGGGAGCACCUGUCUUAAGAGCUCCAUGGGCCUUCCCCCCAUUGAAGCACCUUCGGCUUGUUGGCUUCCCACCCUCACUCUCCAAAGCUGUCAUGGACCCCUCUCGCUGCUCGAACUCCAGUUGCCUUUCAGGAAUUAUGAUGGCCACGGGAAUCAUUAUGCAUAGGAAUAAGCUGUCUUGACUCCUGAACAGUGAUUUCGUUUCCUUAUUCCUCUAGGAUCAAGAGUGGAGCCAAGUAGCUGUUAAUGCUUUCAAGAACAGUUUUAAGAAUGUGGAAGAUUGCAAAUUAAAAACAAAGUGUCUUAGUACUUACCCUUCCACCAGCACUGGCCGGAUUAGUGUGGUUGUGUAGACGUGUGGUGAUACGAGAACCUCGUAGUGGCCUGAAAUGAGAGGUUUAUCACCCACCAUAUCAUGUAAUCUUCCCGUACAUUGUGUCCGAACCACACGUCUUGUGUAACCAUUUCCUCAGAGGUUACAAUCAACAGCUAACUAGAAAGGUUCUUAAGGAACAGGUUUUCUUUUGUACAUAUUUGGCUGUAGGAAUGUGGAAUUCCGAUUGCCCAUUUUGUUAUGUAAUAUGUAAUUGAAUAAAUGAGUUCAUGGAAUAAUGUACAGACUUGUAAAAAUAUUUUGGUCACAUAGUUGGCUCCAGAACAUAAACCCCCAUAUCCUGGUUAAAAUGCUGUGCAACAUGUAGCAUAAGCAGAGCUUUACUUCCAACAGCCCCAUGCCUCUGUAGAAACCAAAGACUGGGGCCUCAAUUCUGUUGUGCCUGGUUUAUAAGAUUUGAAGGUGUAGUGCAAUGCAGUCUGCAAGUGUGAGCCAACGGUAAAGAUGGUUUUUCUGCCAUAUGCCCCACCUAGCCUUGUUGUAUAUUUACCUCCCUCUGUUGUAAAUGAUGUAAUCUACCGACUGAUUAUCUGUCAGCACCACAGAUUUUUUUCUGUAUAUCCUCUUCCUAUUACCAUGCCCCACUGCUCGUUUCUUUUUAAUUUCCUUUCCUUUUUGGCUACCCACCUUUUUAGGAUCAAGGCAUUGGUCUGGUUCUGUCUAUUGCUUUUAUUUUUUACUUCCAUCCAUUUUGUAGAUAUGUUUCUUUGCAUUACCAUUGUCAUGUUAUUUUAAACUACUGUAAUCAUUUUCAUCUUGAUUAUACUUAUAGUGGUGGCAGUUAGGUAAUAAUCUCCCCUCCCCAUUUUUAUUUCUUUCUGGGAAUAUAAGCAUGUAAAUUCAUAGUUAAAAUAUUUAAUAAAUUUAUGAGAACCAUAUGGACCACAUAUUAAGUCUUUCUAUACACAUCCUUGGGCUUUAAUCCAUAAUUCUCAUGCCUGGUGCAUCUAAAAUUUGUCAUUACAUUUAUCACAGGCAGUCAUCAUGGUCAUUACAGUUAUAAUAUUUGUAUGUUUUGCAGACCUAAUCAAACGAGCUUGUGAUGUAAAAACUCGGGGAUUCCAAUGAUGCAGAUUUUUUUUAUACAUGUUAUAAUUCCAAACCCACCAAUGUAACAUGAGUGGUGAAAAGACAUGUUUUUCUUUUUUUUUUCUAUAUAUUAAUCAUGAAUUUAAUGAUUUAUUUAAAGAUGCUGCAGCAUAUGUUCAUUCCUGUAAUUAAUUGUGUACAUAUUCAACCAGUAGCCCUUGAAAUACAGUGACAGUUCACAA